Molecule: messenger RNA, 2229 nt
Organism: Humulus lupulus (European hop)
Lineage: Eukaryota; Viridiplantae; Streptophyta; Magnoliopsida; Rosales; Cannabaceae
Product: putative D-cysteine desulfhydrase 1, mitochondrial
Exons: 10
Coding region: 833-1960 (375 amino acids)
Molecular function (GO): D-cysteine desulfhydrase activity
Source: RefSeq, a predicted model, not a curated record
UCGCUGAGGUUGAGUCUCUAACCGGUCAAAAGAAUAACGAUAGAGAUUAUGAUGGUGAACGUGAUGAUGAGACCGGUUCCGGCAAAAGGUGUACGAGGAGAAUUAUUUGGUCAUAUUAUGGCUGGUGGUGAUGAGAAACCAACUUUCCAUCUGCCAUUGCUAUUUGUGCAAAACUUUCAUCUAUUGGAGAAAAAAAAUAGAGAAGGUAGAUCGAGGGGAUGUGAUGAGAGAGAGAGAAAGUUAGUACAAUAGUUAUUAAUUAAAGAGAAUUGCUAAUUUGACUAACACCACAAGAAAAUAUCAUUUAACCUAAUAUCGUGUCGAGAGUGUUGCUAUUUGACACUUCUAAUACUAGAUCAGGUAACAUACUAUGAUUAUACUAUGAUUAGUGAUACCCCAUAAUACUUAUUAAAUUAAAAUAAAUGAAAUUGAUAUUGAAUUACACUCAUGACACCUCAUAUCAUAUGCCUGCCCGUGAGAACUAUAUUUGCCUUGCGCCAUGAAGACCGGUGGCCAUAUUAGCACGUUUCUCUCUAAUAAAAUAUUGUAGAGAGGAGAUAAUAUAAAUUAAUAGACCGUACAAUGAAAGGCAUUAAUAAUUAAAGAAAGAAGGAAGGAAAAUUCAGGUGACCGGAUGAUGUGGUUGUGGAUCAUAUCGAGGGUGGCCCCCUAAAUACAGGACAGGGUCAAAGCAAAAGACGUAUAUAUAUAUAUAUAUAUGCAUGCAACCAUGAAGACAUUUAUUUAAAUAUAUAUAUAUAUUUAUAUACAUACGUGCAAGCAAACAAGAUUACAUUCUCUUCUCUGUUCAUUUCACACUCAAUUUCAUCAAAUGGGUUUGGAUUUCCUCACCAAGAAGCCAUAUUCGCCUCCUUCAUGGGCCUCUCACCUCAAUCCCAUACCUUCUCACUUCAUCUCUCUCGCCCAUCUUCCUACUCCUAUUCACAAAUGGAAUCUUCCUAAUUUGCCAAACAACACUCAAGUUUGGUUAAAGCGUGAUGAUCUUUCUGGGAUGCAAUUGAGUGGUAGCAAAGUAAGGAAGUUGGAGUUUUUGCUGGCAGAUGCUGCAGCACAAGCUGCCGAUUGUGUCAUAACAAUUGGAGCAAUCCAAAGCAACCACUGCCGUGCAACUGCCGUGGCCGCCAGAUAUCUCAAUCUCGAUUGUUAUGUUAUAUUAUUCACCUCUAAGGACUUUGUGGACCAAGAUCCAGGAUUGACAGGCAAUCUCCUGGUGGAGCGGUUAGUUGGAGCUCACGUUGAACUAAUUUCAGAAACAGAAUAUGCAAAUAUUGGGAGUGUGGCUCUUACCAACCACCUCAAAGAAAAGCUGAUAAGUGAAGGGAGGAGGCCAUAUGUCAUUCCUCUUGGUGGAUCAAACUCCUUAGGAACCUGGGGCGAUAUUGAGUCGAUUAGAGAGAUUGAGCAGCAACUCCAAAGUGGGAAUAAUGCUGAUUUAAAGUUUGACGACAUUGUUGUAGCUUGUGGCAGUGGUGGUACAGUUGCUGGUGUCUCAUUGGGAUCAUGGAUGAGCUCGCUCAAAGCAAAAGUUCAUGCAUUCUCUGUUUGUGAUGAGCCCGACUACUUCUAUGACUUUGUGCAAGCCCUAAUUGAUGGCCUUGAGGCUCAUGGGGUUGCCUCGCGUGAUAUUGUUACCAUACAAAAUGCCAGAGGUAUGGGAUAUGCAAUUAGUACUCCAGAGGAGACAAAAUUUCUUAUGGACAUUGCUGCAGCCACUGGUGUUGUUCUUGACCCUGUUUAUAGUGGGAAAGCUGCUUAUGGAUUGUUGAAAAAUAUGAGUGAGAAUCCAAAGAAGUGGGAAGGGAGAAAGAUCCUCUUUAUACACACUGGCGGGUUGCUAGGGUUGUAUGGAAAGGCUGAGCAAAUGGAGGUAGGAAAUUGGCGCCGAAUGGACAUCCCUAAAUCUGCUUCACCCGAGGAUGGUAUUGUAAAAAUGUUCUAAGAAAAAUAGCUAAUAAACAAAUCAGCGGGUUGUGAAGUUGGUUUGCUUUCCUUCUAUUGAAGGGGUUCAUUCAACAAAAAUAUCAAUAAAAGGACAAAUAAGUACUUGGACUGCCCUAGGGUUUAGGGUUUAGGUGCAUUGAGUAGGUCUUUUAUGUUUUAGUAAUCAAAUCCCCCAUCUUUAUUGUUUUUCCCAUAUAAGUCCCCAAUGCUAUAUAAUAUUUUAACAAUAACAACAUUGAUAAAAUAACACCCAUUUGUUUCUCUUUA